This is a messenger RNA of Pestalotiopsis fici W106-1, 915 nucleotides long. RefSeq lists its product as uncharacterized. Gene Ontology annotation, biological process: vesicle fusion; intracellular protein transport; exocytosis. Lineage: Eukaryota; Fungi; Ascomycota; Sordariomycetes; Amphisphaeriales; Sporocadaceae. Gene Ontology annotation, cellular component: endomembrane system; plasma membrane; SNARE complex. The record is from RefSeq and is a predicted model, not a curated record. Gene Ontology annotation, molecular function: SNARE binding; SNAP receptor activity. The transcript has 4 exons. Bases 1 to 915 code for a protein of 304 amino acids.
AUGUCUUACAAUCAAUACCAGAGCAACCCGUACGGGUCCGCCGACCAAGGUUAUGGGGGUCAAGAACAUGAGCUGCAAUCAUACCCCCAGCAACCACAUGGCGCUGUUACUCUUACGCAACAAGAUUUCCUGCAGCGGAUUAGUCACCUGCGCGAACAGAUUGGCACCUUGACUACCAAUGUUCAGGCCAUUGCAUCCCUUCACCAGCGCGCCCUCGCCGAGUCGGACGGCGGAUUGUCGGCUCAGCAGCUCGAGCGCGUCGUCGCCGAGACCCAGACCUUGAACGGCGGCAUUCGCGACCAGUUGAAGUUCCUCGCUACCGAUGCAAGCCGCACUACCGACGGCAGCAAGGGGCUCAAGGAGCAGCAAGUCGCCACUCUCAAGAACAACUUUGAGCGUGAGCUUCGCGCCUACCAGCAGGAGGAGAGCCAGUACCGCCAGCGUUAUCGCGACCAGAUUGCCCGUCAGUAUCGUAUUGUGAACCCUGAUGCUUCUGAGGACGAGGUGCGCCAGGCCACUGAAGCCGAUUGGGGCAAUGAGGGAGUCUUCCAGACCGCUCUGCGCACCAACCGUACCGGACAGGCUACUUCCGUCCUGGGCAAUGUUCGUGCCCGCCACAACGAGCUCCAGCGCAUCGAGCAGACCUUGAUUGAGCUUGCCAGCAUGUUCCAAGACCUUGCCGUGCUUGUUGAGCAGCAAGAGGUAGCUGUCCAGGCCGCCGAGAACAAUGCCGAGAACACCCAGAAGUGGACCGAGGAGGGUAACGUGCACGUCGGCAAGGGCAUCAAGAGCGCUCGCAACCGAAGAAAGCUCAAGUGGUGGUGCCUGCUUGUCACUAUUCUCAUCAUUAUUAUUGUCGUGGCUGUUGCCGCAGGUGUCGUCUGCACACAACCCGGCAAUUGCGGUCACAAAUAA